AUGGCUAGCGGCAAAGGUAAAAACCAGAGUUCUCUCGCUCUGCACAAGGUGAUAAUGGUGGGCAGUGGAGGCGUGGGGAAGUCUGCCCUCACCCUACAGUUUAUGUAUGAUGAGUUUGUAGAGGACUACGAGCCCACCAAGGCAGACAGCUACAGGAAGAAGGUAGUCCUGGACGGUGAGGAGGUACAGAUCGACAUCCUGGACACAGCCGGCCAGGAGGACUACGCUGCUAUCAGGGACAACUAUUUUAGAAGCGGGGAGGGCUUCCUGCUAGUCUUUUCCAUCACCGAGCAAGAGUCGUUCACGGCCACAGCUGAGUUCAGGGAACAGAUCCUGCGAGUGAAGGCAGAGGAAGAUAAGAUCCCGCUCCUGCUGGUCGGAAAUAAGUCCGACCUGGAAGACCGCCGGCAGGUGUCUGUGGACGACGCUCGCGGGAAGGCCGAAGAGUGGGCCGUCCAGUACGUCGAGACGUCUGCCAAAACCAGAGCCAACGUGGACAAGGUUUUCUUUGACCUGAUGCGUGACAUCCGAGGGAAGAAAAUGGCUGAAAACAAGGAUAAAAACGGAAAAGGGAAGAACAAGAAGAACAAGAAGAGCUUCAGAGAGAGAUGUUGUCUCCUCUGA
This is a messenger RNA of Nerophis lumbriciformis (worm pipefish), 624 nucleotides long. Lineage: Eukaryota; Metazoa; Chordata; Actinopteri; Syngnathiformes; Syngnathidae. The record is from RefSeq and is a predicted model, not a curated record.